UGAUCCGACGGGCUUCAACCAGCAGCUCGAAUGACUCAAAGUCUGCUUAAACUCGUUUUUCUACUUUAAAUGUGAGUCUGCUCCGAGUGUCAGAGGACACAGAGAUAUGCUGAACGUCUCAGGUGUGAAUAAAGCAGAGGACAGACAUGGAAACCUGCGGCGUGUCGGCGCUGGAGAGACCCGCGGCCGAGCUCACCGUCAUGGAUGUUUACGACAUCGCGGCGGUGCUGGGACGGGAGUUUGAGCGGAUCAUCGACCGGUUCGGCUGCGAGUCUCUGGUCGGAGUGGUGCCCCGAGUGGUGCGGGUGCUGGAGCUGCUGGAGACGCUGGUGAGCCGCGGAGCCGCCGGACAGGAGGCCGAGGAGCUGCGGAGGGAGCUGGAGAGGCUGCGGCAGGAGCGGAGCGACCGAUACGAGCAGGAGAGGAAGCACCAGAAGGAGCUGGAGCUGGUGGAGGACGUGUGGAGAGGAGAAGUGCAGGACCUGCUCUCUCAAAUCACUCAGCUUCAGGCAGAGAACAAGAGGCUGCUGGUGAGCCUCUCCCACAAAGAGUCGCCCAUCACAGAGGAGGACCUGCAGAAACAUGAGGGAAUGUCGGAGAAAGAAGGACAGGUGAUGAAGAAGCUGAAAGACUUGGUGGACAAACAGAGAGAUGAAAUCCGGGCUAAAGAUCACGAGCUGAUACUUAGGAAUGAGGACGUUGAAGCGCUCCAGCUGCAGCAGCAUCGGCUGAUAAGGAUCAACCAGGACCUUCUUCACAGGAUAGGAGUGAUGGAGGCUCAGGGCAAGACCCUGAUUCAGCAGAGGGCUGAGCUGGAGGCUGCAGCUCAGGCACGGCAGCAGGAACUUGGUGCUCUGCAGCAGGAGGUCACGAGGCUGAGGAGGGAGCUCCAGGAGUGGGAACUAGAGAGAGAACUCAUUAAGACAGAAGAGUUCCCUUCUUUGAAAGAUGAAAUGUCUUCGCUAUUAUCACCACUCAUGCCGUCCUCAGCUACAGAGGUUUCUAAACCAAAUUCAGUGUGGGUGGAGUGUGGAGGAGACCCAGGCUUCCUGGAAAACUGCUUUGAGCGUGACAGGAGUCUUUCUCCACUUCGAAGGUCAGCGAACGGAGAGAAUAGCGAGGAAGAGGGUGGCAGAGAUGACGACACAACAGCAACGUUUCUGAAAGGAUCCCCUGAUACAGAGCCAGAGGAGGAGUCAGACCAUCCUCGCUUCACCCUGCAGGAGCUGCGGGACGUCCUGCAGGAAAAAAAUGAACUCAAAGCCCAAGUGUUCGUGCUCCAGGAAGAGCUGGCGUAUUACAAAAGUGAGGACUUUGAGGACAGCAUCAGUUCCAUUGUGUCUGCUCCGUCUCCUCCACCAUGUUCAGCUUCUACUGAUCAGCCUGAGUCAGGAAUUAGACGCUUGAUCUUCACUGCCGUAAUGCCGAUGGUGGCAGCUGGUUUGAUCACAGACGAUCCCACGUUGCUGCCAAUCAGAAGACUUGUUUCCUUUAUAUGACCUUAAAUUUAAAUUUCUUCUUACGAAGGUGCUCUUAUUUUUUUUAACAGUACCAUCUCAACACCAAUUUGCUUACAAGAAUUGGUUUCAUGGCCGCGUUACUCACUUAUUUUAAACUAAAUCCGUGUUUAUAUACUUGAAAUUCUUUAUUGGUGUCAACUUUUCUGAUACAUUUUAGUUUUAUUUUUGCUAACUAGUUUAAAUGUGAGACAACUGUCCACACCUGGACAAUGAAUUUAUGACCUUUCAGGGUUUUGCGGCUUCAUAAAGUCACAACCUUUCAGCAUUUCACUUUAUAUAUAUAAGUAAUAAGGAAAUAGCUGUGCUUCAUUUGUGAUAGUGCUGCACGUGCUGAUGUCAAAGUUUCGAGCUCAAGUUUCCUUUCCUUAUCAAAAAAAAGAAAUCAUGUCAGUGCCCUUCAUAUCAUACAGUGUUUUCUUACCAGAUUGACAAGUAUUACCUGAAAUAUAGGGAAUUCCCAGAAGCAUGAAUUGAAUGUCCACCAUACGCCCUGUGCUUUUCACAGACAUUUUAAGCUCAUUAGCGGUUUCUCAAUAAUGACAUCAUUUCAGGGAUGUGUCCAUCUGCCACAUGACUGAUAAGUUGAACGUCUUUUGUAGUUUAUUUUAGGUGAUCUUAUACAUCUGAUGGCAAAUUGCUGCUCAAGUGUCUGGUUUCUGUGUGUACUGAAAUGAGCUGGAUGAUCAUGUGUCUGUAUGAGGUCAUCUUCUAAAUUAUUGUAAAGGGAACAUUACUGCCAAUUAUAAGACUUACACCAGGAAAACAUCUUGGUAAAUCUCCUAAAGAAAUAUAUAGUAAUAUUAAGUCUGCGCAAUACAUACUUUCAGCAUCGCUUUGUGCACACAUGUAACAGUCAGUGCAAUGUGAAGUCAGUCCAGUUAACUCAGACACAUCAUGCUACAGCUGUUUUGCUGCUUUAUAGAAAAAGAAAAUUUGCACAGUUCUCAUUUUCCAUGGACAAUCUACGAGAGAAGUGUGUCUGCUAGAACAUAAUCAUAAUUAACUGUAAUUGUUUAUGGGUUUUGAGGAUUUUUUUUGUUUUUUUGUUUUUACUAUAUUGACAAGACAGAAUUUGUUGACAUGCAGGCUCCACAUGUGCAAGAACAGGAGCAAAAAGAAAUGUGACGUCAGUUGUCUGGAAAUGUUAUGAUAAUAUGACUGUUUAAAUCUCUGUAUGAUGAUUGCAAAGCCAAAUCUAAAUGUCAUCUAAAGCAAAAAAAUAUAUAUAUAUAAUGGAUGCCUCUGCCAGUGUUACACCAGGAGAAAUGUUGCAAAUGGCUGUUUGAACUUUAUUUAAAAACUAUUUUUCUAUGUUUGAUGAAGCACUCUCCUAAAAUAUCAUCCCAAUCAUCCUGUAGCUAUUCAUAUCACUAUCACGUAUCAGUUUUGUCCAACAUCAUCAGCCCAUUAUGUAUAUUGAAAACUGUAUAGAUUAUGCCAUAAUUACAAAUAUGUGCCAGGUUGCACCUAUAAAAUAAUUCUUAUUUGGAAUGAAGCAAUAAAGUUUUAUUUUUCAUCUUG
Messenger RNA from Stegastes partitus (bicolor damselfish), 3041 nucleotides. Its product is annotated as RILP-like protein 1. Gene Ontology annotation, molecular function: small GTPase binding; dynein light intermediate chain binding; protein dimerization activity. Lineage: Eukaryota; Metazoa; Chordata; Actinopteri; Pomacentridae. The record is from RefSeq and is a predicted model, not a curated record. The transcript is spliced from 8 exons. Gene Ontology annotation, biological process: cilium assembly. The coding region runs from base 147 to 1499 and encodes 450 amino acids. Gene Ontology annotation, cellular component: ciliary basal body; cytoplasm.